AUGCCUACCAUCCCCUCCGAUCCUACCAACUUCCCAUCGCUGGAAAGCCAAAAGGAAGGCCAGAAGGGAGCAGAGGACAAGCCCAAGGCAACUGCACAGGACUUUCAGUCGAAGGGCCCGCAGAUUCCAGACAGCAUGCCACCCAAAGCCUCCCGAGAGGAGAUCGAGGCGCGGAUGAAGGAGCUGAACAAAUAA
Aspergillus steynii IBT 23096 is the source of this 195-nucleotide messenger RNA. RefSeq lists its product as uncharacterized. Lineage: Eukaryota; Fungi; Ascomycota; Eurotiomycetes; Eurotiales; Aspergillaceae. The coding region runs from base 1 to 195 and encodes 64 amino acids. The record is from RefSeq and is a predicted model, not a curated record. The transcript is spliced from 2 exons.